GGAUUUUGUCUAGAAUUUUCAAUCACUGAUUGAAAAGAGACAUGCGCGGCUGACAGCAAGUUAAGGCACAAGAGGCGCAGAAAGGAUUUGUGACCUUCCUUACGUAUUCAAACUUCGCGCCCUCAGGUAUCGAUUGGACACCAUCUAGUGGCUGACAGAAGAACUAACAACCACAGCUGUCAAAAUGGCUCUCAAGGAAUUAGUCGGAAAAAAGAUUAUGAAUGAGGUGAUACGAUCAAAAAGAAAAUCGGCAAACACAGACUGGCGUGUAUUGGUGGUUGAUCAGCUGGCCAUGCGCAUGGUGUCAACAUGCCUUAAAAUGCAUGAAAUCUCUGCUGAAGGCAUCACAAUUGUGGAGGACAUCAACAAGAGCAGAGAGCCAUUGCCAGCAUUGGAAGCAAUCUACCUCAUCCAGCCCACCAAACUUUCUAUAAGCAGCCUCGAGCAAGAUUUCAUCACGGCAAACAAAGCCAAAUAUAAAACCUGUCAUGUCUAUUUCACUGAAACGUGUCCGAAUGAGUUGUUUAAUGAGCUGUGUAAGCAACAUGUUGCUAAGUACAUCAAGACACUUAAGGAAAUCAACAUUGCCUUUUUGCCAUAUGAAUGCCAGGUGUUUUCUUUGGACUUUCCCAAGGCUUUUCCUUCAUACUACAGUCCUUCACAAGCUCAAAAUCGGCAGAGCACUCUAGAACGUAUGGCUGAACAGAUAGCAACGGUGUGUGCCACGCUUGGCGAGUAUCCUGGUGUCAGGUACCGUGGGGACUUUGAGCGAAAUGUAGAACUUGCUCAGCUGGUGCAACAGAAGUUAGAUGGCUACAAGGCAGAUGAGCCCUCAAUGGGAGAAGGGCCUGAAAAGGCACGUUCCCAGCUUCUUAUCCUGGAUCGUGGAUUUGACUGUAUCUCUCCAUUGCUACAUGAGCUCACUUUACAGGCAAUGGCUUAUGACCUUCUGGACAUUGAAAAUGAUGUGUACAAGUAUGAGGCAACUCAGGGUGAGAGUGAGAAGGAGGUCCUCUUGGACGAAAAUGAUGAUUUGUGGAUGGAGUUACGCCACCAACAUAUUGCUGUUGUGUCACAGAAUAUUACAAAGAAGACAAAAGAAUUUAUGGCCACAAAGCGCAACAUGGGUUCAGACAAAGCUUCAAUGAAAGACCUAUCACAGAUGAUUAAGAAGAUGCCACAGCAUCAGAAGGAACUUUCCAAAUAUGCAACACAUAUACAUCUUGCUGAAAGUUGCAUGAAGAAAUACCAGGGAUACACAGACAAGUUGUGCAAAGUUGAGCAGGAUUUGGCCAUGGGCACUGAUGCUGAAGGUGAAAAGAUCAAAGACCACAUGAAGAACAUUGUCCCUAUAUUGUUGGACCAGGCAGUAGAGAACCAAGACAAACUACGUGUCAUUUUACUCUACAUCUUGGCCAAGAAUGGUGUCUCAAAUGAAAAUCUAGAAAAGUUACUUCAGCAUGCUCAGAUUCCUGUUGCAGAGAAAGACACAAUCAACAAUAUGGCACAUUUGGGAAUUAGUGUUAUUGUUGAUGGUGGAAAUCGUGGCCGCAGGCCUUAUCAGGUGGCCCGUAAGGAGCGCAUCACAGAACAGACUUACCAGAUGUCACGAUGGACACCUGUGAUCAAAGAUAUAAUGGAAGACAUUAUUGAAAAUAAGCUUGAAGAACGGCACUUCCCCUUCCUUGCUGGGCGAUCUUCUGCCAUACCCAGAACUGCUGCACCUUCCAGUGUGAGAUACAACUGGCACAAAGACAAGAGUGCAACUGCUGUCAAGAAUAUGCCACGACUCCUAAUAUUUGUUGUUGGUGGUAUUACUUACUCUGAGAUGCGUGCUGCAUUUGAAGUUACCAAGUCUGGCAAGAACUGGGAGGUCAUCAUUGGGUCAACUCACAUCUUGACGCCAAAGGAAUUCUUAAGUGAUCUUCGUAAUCUCAGCUGAAGCACGUGACCCCCCCAUGACCCAGCCUCUCCUUCCUCCUCCAAAUCCUCCUCCUCUGAAUCCCUUUCCUCCAGAAAAUCUCCACCCCCUCCCCCUCCACCAUCCCCAUGUUCACCCCGCUCCCCACCCUCCACCGCCACCCCCACUCCAGAUCCUUCUCCCCUCUCUCCGUCAAUUCCCAUCAUUGAUCUCAUGCUUGCUCUCCUUCCUGUCUGACGCAAAGCUUAUGCGGCACGAAAAAAAAUAUUCCACGUUAAGGAACUUUUAUUUGACUUCAGUAAAAUAAUUUUCUGACUUGAAACUUUGGCAAAGAAAUUUUACUGAGGACUAUGUGAGUUCUUUUAAAUGGCAGAAAACAAAAUAUGAAGGAUUGUUAUCUUUAUAUACCCUCACCCACAAAAUUAACAGGUUAGUAAUUAAGUAGCAUUCUGAGGCACUAUUUGUUUCUGAAGUGGUUGAUUCUGGAGUAGAUGUAGAUAUUUUUUUUUUGUAAUAGACUCUAAUGAUUGAAAACUUUAAUUAAAAUACUUUUAUUGGGUGAAAAUUUUGUGUAAUUUUGCAUUGGAAUAAGUAGUUUUUAUAUACAUUAUACUGUAUGUAUUGUUACUGUAAUUAUUAUCUUUAUGUAAUCUGUUGCCCCCUUUAGAUUUAUUUCCAUUUACCUCAGAUUAACAAACAAAAUAUCGUGCCCCAUGUUCUUUGCGUAUUACUGUUUAAUUUUCUGUAUUUUAAGCAUUUAGAUAUUUCAGAUGCUAGAGAUUAGUGCUAGUUGCAUCCCUCUUAUCCAUGCAUCCUUCAUGUGUCACAGUCAGCUAGUAUGAGCUCUAGGUAAUACUUCUUUGGGGCUUUUGUAAGUGGCCACAUCACACACAAAUGGAGCCAUACUGAAGUGACGCCAGAGGUUCAAUCUGCUUAUGUGGCAUACUUUGGCUGUAGUGCAUCGCUAACUCAGCAGUUUGCAAGACAUAAUUUCUCCAUGUUUUGAAAGUAUAAAAGUUUGCUGGGGUAGUCUACCUACAAACUUUCUAAAGGACUUGUUGUAUUUAUUAACCUCCAAACUUCAGAAAAUUUCACUUUAGAGUUAUUCAAAUUUUACCAUGAAAAUUUGAAGUUUAUGACCAUUUGGUGAAACUUGAUUUCAUCCCUCUUAUUUUGAUAGCAUUAUUUAGCGAUGCACCAAUAGCAGGCAUCAUUCAUAUGUGUGGUGGCAGGUUGGAGCUGCAAAAAAAAAAAUGUUAUGUAAUGAGCCAUUCUGAGCCCUCAACACUUUUCAAAGGGCUUACAAUUUUACCUGUUACCUGGAAAGGCCCAGAGAUAGAAAUCGAGCUCAAAAUCACUCAUUGCAUCACAAAUGAGAGGAUCUAUCUGUGACCUAGUUUAUCUUGGUGUGUGCUGGGUCAUGGUUAAUUGCCUAACAGGGUCGUUAGGCUUUUCAUAUGCAAUCUUUAAAACUUUCUCACCAACCGUAUUAGCCUGGGCUUACUCCCUCUUUAUCAGAAGUCAUGCAUGGUCCUCAGCUCAUUUAUCUUGUUUUAUGAUCAGAAACUAGUGUUGCUCACCCAUCAUCAUAUGACUUUCUGACAGAACACAUGACUGGGUGCUCUUUUUUAUAUUGACACUUAAUUUUGAACAUCAGUAUUGUACGUGCAUGACGCCUCAUAAUUGAAUAUUAUAAAAACAAAGAAAAAGAUUGCAAAGAUGUAGAGAAAAGAAUACAUAUAUAUAUAAUAUAUAUAUAUAUAUAUAUAUAUAUAUAUAUAUAUAUAUAUAUAUAUAUAUAUAUAUAUAUAUAUAUAUAUAUAUAUAUAUAUAUAUAUAUAUAUAUAUAUAUAUAUAUAUAUAUAUAUAUAUAUAUAUAUAUAUAUAUAUAUGUAUAUAUAUAUAUAUUCUUAGAUGCUUAUACAUGAAAAAUAUUCACAUGUAAUUAACAGUAAAUUUAUAUAUAUAUUAAUUUUUUAUGAUAAUACAUAUCCUACAGUUAUAAGCCAGAUUUUGUACCAUCAUGACCCAACUUGACGUGACGGACUCUAUUUAACUUCAUGUCGAUGUCAUCAGCUUAAACACUUAUCUCUUGAAAGUACAGUAUCUUCUUCUCUAGCCUCCGCACUUUUCCCUCAUUGAUUCCAAUUUGUGCCCGUGGCGGUUGGUAUUUUUUUAGUCGUUGAUCUUCAUAUCGUUGGUGUAGUCAAGUAGGCUAGUUUGUUGACUUUGAAGACCAAGCUUAUGAUUAUUAUAAUAAGAGUAGUAGCCAUUACCUGUACUGUAGACAGGUUAUGGUAGAUAUUUUAUAGACUGAAGUUGGGGUGAAUCAUUGGAUAUGUAAAUUCUGGUUAACUAUAAUUUUAUACAAGGGUUUUCACUGAAUACAGUUGUUAAAUUGGAAGUUAUUGUUUUUCAUGUCUUAAAGUAAAAGAUAUAUUUGAACAAUGAAUAGUACAGGUCAAAGAAAGUAAUCUUUGCAUUUAUUAAAUAUAUGAUUCAAUUUUUUCACUUAAAUCUUUGUGGUAGAAGAUUAAAAAACAAUUAGUAGAGAAUUUUCAGGUACAGUAUGUAAACAUUGGACUCUCAUAAUGAUCAAGGUUUUAUUGAUUAAUGUAGAAUUGCUGCAGUGUUUGUAUUAACAGUUCUCUCUGUAUUUACAUAUAGGAUAAUUCAGAAAUUCGUUUAGAAGUUGUUUCUCCUACGGCAUCUUGAAAAAUAAGUUGUGAUCGUUGACAUAAUAUAUAUCAAAACAUUCCAGUUGUUACUUAGAUUCACCUGAUUAUGCCCAAACAUCUCAUGUGAAUCUGAUCAGUAGGGAAACUCUAUUUCAGUGAUCUAGUUUAUGUAUAUUGAAAUGUAUUAUUGAUAAACUUAGGUUUAAGGUGAUGCACCUAAGCAAGAGCGGCAGCCAGCGGUGUCAACCUAUUGUGUUUACAUUUAAGUUUUUGGUUGUACUUAAUUGUUUUGUAAGUUGGUCAUAUAAGACAUUAGCUUUACAAUAGUGGCAUCUUGCUGGCAAAACGCUUAUAUUAUGCAAUGAAUAUUUACAUGGUUUUAAAGUAUAAUUUAUCAGUUAUGUAGUGUUAAUGCUGGAAGCAAUAACUGUAGUUUUGCUGCUUUUAUGGCAAGUAGCAGUUUUGAACUCCUGAGUAUGACACAGGUUUAGAAAACACAAAAGUUGUGCCAUUUGUGAGUAUGUGGGUUGGGAAGAGGAAGUUGGGAGAAAGACUAGUGUAAAAUGUUGUAACAGAGUAUAAGUUUGUUUUUGCAGUGCUAUACACCCUAGUGAGUUUUGAUUAUUGAUAUGGGAAAUUUUCAGGUAGUGACUUGGGAACUUACUCUCCAAGUGCUUAUCUGGCAAGAUCCUGAGCUAGUUUGCUGCAAACUUUAACGAUAGACAGCUGGUUAGGAGGGACUUGGUUAAUAAACAGUUAAUCACAAACUUGAAUUCUGAAGCCUGAUAAAAUAUCUUUAAUGAGGAUAAAUGCUGGGACAAAGACUUGUUAUAAUCUUGUAGUAGGAUGCACUGAUUUAUGAUGACACUGAAAUUGCAGAUACAGAAAACCUGGUAAUAGGUAGUGCUUGCAUUUUAUGCUUUGUGAUUAUUGAGGGUUUUGUUGAAAAGACACAUUUAAUUGUUUUAUGUUAUUAAAAAUAUGAUCUCAAUGAAAUCUGGUGUAACUGUUAAUAGCUGUGGUUGUGUCCAUGUUUUUCUAGUCAAAAGUCAGUCUUUAGAAAAGUUAAUAUUUUUAGGAGAGGCAACACAGAUUGAUCCAUUAUAAACAUGAACGAAGCAAGUUAGCAUACACCAGAAUCUGUUGAGAACAUUGAUCAUGGUUAGCCAGCAGUAAAUGUUGAUUUGCCUGAAGGGAGAUGCAGGUUGCAAGCACUUAAAAGUUAUAUGAUGCCUAUAUUAUAUUGAUGGAGGCAAUCCCGGGCUACCACCAACGUUUGGGCUUUAUUUGGCCUCUGCCUUAUUGUUGGACUGGUUGCCUCAUUACCAGAAACAUGAGUUUCUAUUUGACACUUACAGAUUGGUUAAUAUUGAUCAACUCUUUAGUAAGGCUUCAGUAUUUAAGUCAUGGCAUAACUGCCCAUAUAUGGCUGGCAGUGAAUGUACUUAACACAUAUGUUAUAAUGUUUAGUAGUCAUGAUUCCCACCACCUUGGUGUGUUGCACCGUGUUGCUGCCACAUAGAUGGCCCACAUUACUCAACAACGUCUAAGGGGAUGUUAUUUACGUCACACCCCAUGUGUUAUGCAUUUCUGUAGAUUUUUUGUUUCCUUUAAAAUAUCUAGAAAUAUGUAUGGACAUUUGUUAAAGUGGUAAUUGAAAGAAACUGACUCAGUAUUUUUUAACUGUGGUUUUUAUCCACUCAGACUUGAGAAGGGGAGACUAUUACAAGGGCAUAAUUUAAAUCAUAUUCAACGAAUUUUCCCUUCAAGGUAAAACCUGGAAAAGACUGAUUUUGGUUUUUUAUUUUUAUUAGCUGUAUAUAAUGGUUUAUAGAAUUGUUGUUUAUUUCAGUGUUGGUUGAAAAGAUUGGUUGUACAGUAUAUACAUAUAGUGUAAGGCUUAUUUAGACUAAACUGUCCUUCAGUUUUGACAGGGUUACCAAGCUCAUAUUUCCAAAGUUUCCUGUCUGGUUUGACUCCUAAGUUUUAAGCUGUUUUACUAAGAGCUAUAUGCCUGACAACUGGAAGCACAGUUUUCUAAAUUAUAAAAAGUGUGAUAAAUCAUGUAAUGAUUUGUAGUAAUGUAAACACACUAAAGUACUUCAAAGGAUUAGAAAUGCUGUCACAAAAUUUUAUCUUAACUGCUGCCUCAGGUAGGAUAUGAGGCAUUUAUACUUUAUUACAAGGACAUUGGACAGCAGUUUGUUGAGCAGGCAUAUGGCUGGUGCAUCCUAGACAUUCCCACAGUUCUCCAGCUCCAUACUCUGUGUUGUCUUGUCCUGUUGGCUAUCAUGCCUAAACUUACCAAUAUAUAUGUCAUUAGUCAUCA
Homarus americanus (American lobster) is the source of this 6928-nucleotide messenger RNA. RefSeq names its product protein ROP-like (gene Rop). Gene Ontology annotation, cellular component: plasma membrane; secretory granule. The record is from RefSeq and is a predicted model, not a curated record. NCBI's taxonomy places the organism in Eukaryota, Metazoa, Arthropoda, Malacostraca, Decapoda, Nephropidae. Bases 185 to 1942 code for a protein of 585 amino acids. Gene Ontology annotation, molecular function: syntaxin binding. Gene Ontology annotation, biological process: neurotransmitter secretion; intracellular protein transport; vesicle-mediated transport. The transcript is spliced from 12 exons.